Messenger RNA from Drosophila erecta, 367 nucleotides. RefSeq names its product proline-rich proteoglycan 2. The coding region runs from base 36 to 272 and encodes 78 amino acids. The record is from RefSeq and is a predicted model, not a curated record. The transcript has a single exon. Lineage: Eukaryota; Metazoa; Arthropoda; Insecta; Diptera; Drosophilidae.
UUGAAUUUGCCAAGUCAAUCAUCUACAAAAUCAAAAUGCGUGUUUUCUUCCUCGUCGUUCUGCUCGCCUUGGUGGCCCUGUCUGCUGUCCAAGGACGUCGUCCUCCAGGACCUCCGUUUGGAGGACCACCCCAGGGACCACCCCAGGGACCUCCUGAGGGACUUCCCCAGGGACCCCCGCAAGGACCUCCCCAGGGACUACCGCAAGGACCUCCUCAAGGCGGCAACUCAUCCUCCUCCGAGGACUCUUCCUCCCAGGAGGGCUCCAGCUAGGCAGCCGCCUAGGAACUCGAUCGCCGAGUCCUCCACAGAAAAACAUAUUCAAAUCUUUGAAUAAAGAUAUAUAUUCCGUUUAUUUCAAAACAAAA